Ostertagia ostertagi is the source of this 675-nucleotide messenger RNA. The record is from the annotation of a GenBank genome assembly. Lineage: Eukaryota; Metazoa; Nematoda; Chromadorea; Rhabditida; Trichostrongylidae.
GUGCUGGUGACAUCAAAUACCGAAGCAGAUUUUUGCUGCCCAGCAGAUCUAAACCAAACUGAUGAGGCAAGAAAAAUCUUCCUCGAUUUUCACAAUGAAGUUCGCCGUGAUAUAGCAGGUGCAAGCCCGUUGCUCAACCUCACCGGAGCUGUUCAGAUGCGAAAUGUUCUCGGUCCAGCUAAGAACAUGUACAGAAUGGACUGGGACUGCAAUCUGGAAGCAAAAGCAAAGGCAAUGAUUUGGCCAUGCACUACGCCUCUGCCAAUAGACACGAGUAUUCCACAAAAUCUCGCUCAAUGGCUACUUUUCCAAAACAGUCAGGAAAAUGAAGUGUUGACGCAAACGCCCUGGUCUUGGGUAACCGCAUCACUACGAAAUCUUCAACCUAAUACAGAAGCUAACAUUUAUAACUGGCAAAUUAGACCACUAUCCAACAUUGCGAACUGGCAAAACCUAAAAGUUGGAUGUGCUCACAAAGUGUGCAAAUUUCCCACCGGGACAAAUAUGGUUGUGUCUUGCGCUUAUGGCGGCGAAGUACUCCAAGAUAACGAAGUUGUAUGGGACAAGGGACCAACUUGCAUGUGCAAUGCUUAUCCCAACUCGUUCUGCUGCAACAAUCUGUGUGACACAAUAGCUGCUGCGACACUUCGCAACCAGCCUUGCAAAUCGACUUGA